Galeopterus variegatus (Sunda flying lemur) is the source of this 2094-nucleotide messenger RNA. RefSeq names its product homeodomain-interacting protein kinase 2. The record is from RefSeq and is a predicted model, not a curated record. The annotation marks the transcript as partial. The transcript is spliced from 5 exons. Lineage: Eukaryota; Metazoa; Chordata; Mammalia; Dermoptera; Cynocephalidae.
GAACACGCAUGCUCACGGCAGCCAUUACAAUCCCAUCAUGCAGCAGCCCGCGCUAUUGACUGGUCAUGUGACCCUUCCCGCAGCCCAGCCCUUAAAUGUGGGUGUGGCCCACGUGAUGCGGCAGCAGCCGACCAGCACCACCUCCUCCCGGAAGAGUAAGCAACACCAGUCGUCUGUAAGAAAUGUCUCUACCUGUGAGGUGUCCUCCUCUCAGGCCGUCAGCUCCCCUCAGCGAUCCAAACGCGUCAAGGAGAACACGCCUCCUCGCUGCACCAUGGUGCACAGCAGUCCAGCCUGCAGCACCUCGGUCACCUGCGGCUGGGGUGAUGUGGCCUCCAGCACCAACCGGGAGCGGCAGCGGCAGACGAUUGUCAUUCCUGACACCCCCAGCCCCACGGUCAGCGUCAUCACCAUCAGCAGUGACACAGAUGAGGAGGAAGAACAGAAACACGCCCCCACCAGCACUGUCUCCAAGCAAAGAAAAAACGUCAUCAGCUGUGUCACUGUCCACGACUCUCCCUACUCUGACUCCUCCAGCAACACCAGCCCCUACUCUGUGCAGCAGCGCACCGGGCACAGCACCACCAACACCUUUGACACCAAGGGAGGCCUGGAGAGCCACUGCACGGGGAACCCCAGAACGAUCAUUGUGCCACCCCUGAAAACCCAGGCCAGCGAAGUGUUGGUGGAAUGUGAUAGCCUGGUGCCAGUCAACACCAGUCAUCACUCGUCCUCCUACAAGUCUAAGUCCUCCAGCAAUGUGACCUCCACCAGCGGUCACUCUUCAGGGAGCUCGUCUGGAGCCAUCGCCUACCGGCAGCAGCGGCCAGGCCCCCACUUCCAGCAGCAGCAGCCACUCAAUCUCAGCCAGGCUCAGCAGCACAUCACCGCGGAGCGCACCGGGAGCCACCGACGGCAGCAGGCCUACAUCACUCCCACGAUGGCCCAGGCUCCGUACUCCUUCCCGCACAACAGCCCCAGCCACGGCACUGUCCACCCCCACCUGGCCGCGGCUGCCCACCUCCCCACCCAGCCCCACCUCUACACCUACACGGCACCAGCGGCUCUGGGCUCCACCGGUACUGUGGCCCACCUGGUGGCCUCCCAGGGCUCGGCGCGCCACACUGUGCAGCACACUGCCUACCCGGCCAGCAUCGUCCACCAGGUCCCCGUGAGCAUGGGCCCCCGCGUCCUGCCCUCACCCACCAUCCACCCGAGUCAGUACCCAGCCCAGUUCGCCCACCAGACCUACAUCAGCGCCUCACCAGCCUCCACCGUCUACACUGGAUACCCACUGAGCCCUGCCAAGGUCAACCAGUACCCUUACAUAUAAACACUGGAGGGGGGCGGCAGAGGGAGGACGGGGGGAGGGAAGGAGCUCCUGGGACCGAGGUGGGAGCUGGCUUUUUAUACUGAAGAUGCCGCACACAAACAAUGCAAACGGGGCAGGGGAGGGGGCAGGGAACGGGACGGGACACAGGAAACUUGAACUAGCAAGUGGGAGGGGACUUAGAGCAGAGAAGAGAACAUUUUAAAAAGGAAGGAAUUAAGGAGGGGGGAAAUCUAUGCUUUUUAUUUUAAAAAUGAAAAAGGCAAAAAAAAAGAAAACGUCAGUAACAACACAGCUCACGAACCCAUUCUGUACCAAACUGGAAAGGAGAAGAAGAGAGCAACAGGAAGAUUCUGGAAGUGGGGGGCCCCAGUUUUUGAAGAACUUUAUCUAUGAACUUUUCAAAGAUUAUUUUCGUAUGGCAGCAAGUGACAUUGAAGAAUUUGCUGUCAGAGACACCUGAUAUGGAAAUCCAAUAGAUUUUUAAUUAAUUGAACAUAAGAAUUAGGGAUUUUUCCAGAACUCUAAAGGGUCAGCACCCCUCCAGAAUGUCAGGCUGUGGCCUGAGGAAGCUGAUAUACACGGGUUGGUCUGGGGUUGACAAAACCCAGUUGUGGCUCAUUUGUCAGGAAUGUUGGGGAACGGCCAGGCCAAGGGAAGACCCCCUGGGGAAGGGGCAGAUUUUCUCUUUCUGAGCACUCUGGAUAAAUCCCUAAGCAGUGUUAUUCCUCAAAUAUCAUUAACAAUGUGUGUUGCAAACUUUA